AUGAGCUCCCAACCCGUCACCGCACCCCCCGCCUCCGCGACCGAUUCAGUCCUCCUCGCCUCCGAGCCCAUGCCCGAAGGAACUCGAGAAGUGUCCGGGGUGGAUUUCGAUCGGUUUCAGGGUCGAGACAUCACGGUGGCCGAGCUGGUAGAUGACCUGACCCAUACAGGGUUCCAGGGAAGUGCCGUCGCCGAGGCUGCCCACAUCAUCAAUGAGAUGCGUGCUUUCCGCCACCCCGAAAGCGGCGAGAAAACCACCAUUUUUCUUGGAUACACAUCCAAUCUGAUCUCCUCUGGUCUCCGAGACACCCUCCGCUAUCUCGUCAAGCACAAACACGUGUCGGCCAUUGUGACCACCGCGGGUGGUGUAGAGGAGGAUCUCAUCAAAUGUCUGGCCCCAACCUACAUGGGAUCGUUCACGACCCCCGGUGCCGGGCUACGGGCCAAGGGUCUCAACCGCAUUGGUAAUCUGCUGGUGCCAAACAACAACUACUGCGCCUUCGAGGACUGGGUGGUCCCCAUUCUGGAUACAAUGCUGGAGGAGCAAGAGGCGGCGAAACGGAAGGCGCGGGAGACGGGCGACGAGGAGGACGAGCUCCACUGGACGCCGAGUCGCAUCACCGAACGCCUGGGUCGGGAGAUCAACCACGAGGACUCGGUCCUCUACUGGGCGGCCCGGAAUAACAUCCCCGUCUUCUGCCCGGCUCUGACCGACGGAUCAUUGGGGGAUAUGCUCUACUUCCACACCUACAAAUCGUCGCCGCAGCGGCUCCGGGUGGAUAUCGUGGACGACGUGCGACGCAUCAACACCAUGGCGGUGCGAGCGGCACGGGCCGGCAUGAUUAUCUUGGGCGGCGGCGUGGUCAAGCACCAUAUCGCCAACGCGUGUCUCAUGCGUAACGGGGCCGAGCACGCCGUGUAUGUCAACACAGCGCAGGAGUUUGACGGCAGCGAUGCGGGAGCCCGGCCCGACGAGGCCGUGAGCUGGGGCAAGAUCAAAACGGACGCAAAGGCCGUCAAAGUGUAUGCCGAGGCUACCGUAGCCUUCCCGCUGAUUGUGGCAGCCUCGUUUGCGCGGGCAGCCCCGUCGCAGAACUUGACUCAGAACUGA
This is a messenger RNA of Penicillium cinerascens, 1110 nucleotides long. RefSeq names its product deoxyhypusine synthase. Gene Ontology annotation, biological process: peptidyl-hypusine biosynthetic process. Gene Ontology annotation, molecular function: deoxyhypusine synthase activity. The transcript has 2 exons. Gene Ontology annotation, cellular component: cytoplasm. Bases 1 to 1110 code for a protein of 369 amino acids. NCBI's taxonomy places the organism in Eukaryota, Fungi, Ascomycota, Eurotiomycetes, Eurotiales, Aspergillaceae. The record is from RefSeq and is a predicted model, not a curated record.